CGAGCCGUUGGAUAAAAUCGAUCAUCCUCAUGCUGGUUAAAUGAGGAAAAGUGAGAGAGAAGAACCAAACACUGUUUUGGUUUGGUGGAACAGAAAAAGAAGUAAAUAAUGGAAGGGACGGAGAAAAAUCAGAAGAUGAUGGAGAAGAAGCUUUGCAAGCGAUGUAAACAGACAUACGAUAUUUCUACUAAUAGCUCUUCAUCUUGCAGGUUUCAUCCUUCCUUUUUCGUUUCCAGAAGACAUGACGAUCAAAAGAGGUACUACGAACUAGGGCCAGAUGAUCCUCCUUAUGCUGCCAAGUUCUACGACUGUUGUGGAGAUGAGGAUCCUGAUGCAAUUGGCUGCACCACCAGUGUUCACGUUUCUUACGACGAUUAGUUCCCUGAUCAUUCUGAAGCCUUUUUCAUCAUUUUCGUUUGCUAGAGCAGAAAAUGUAAUAAUGUACAUAUUUUAUAUCUUUAUGCAUACCAAAAAGUUUAUCAUCCUCUGUUUUCUUCAAUUGCUCCUUCCAAAACCGUGCUCACGAUGUCCACUUGGUUGGUUUAGAAAUGCAAAUAACUUGGUGAAUUA
This is a messenger RNA of Papaver somniferum (opium poppy), 570 nucleotides long. RefSeq lists its product as uncharacterized. The transcript has 2 exons. Lineage: Eukaryota; Viridiplantae; Streptophyta; Magnoliopsida; Ranunculales; Papaveraceae. The coding region runs from base 109 to 378 and encodes 89 amino acids. The record is from RefSeq and is a predicted model, not a curated record.